AAGAACGGGACACUGGGUCAAAUGAUAGGUGGAAAUGCAUUAUUGGGCAUUUUUGUAAGAUACUCUACAAUCCUGCAGAAGAGUUUUGAAAAAUUUCUAGGAGAAAUACUGUGGCAGGUGUUCAUAUUUGAUAAUGGGCUGUGGAUGUGUGCUGCUCUCCGGUCUGCUGACACUGACCUUGUUCCACUGCAGUGCAGAAAGCCUUCAUGUACCCCAAGAAAGAUCAGAGUAUGUGGAACCAUCUGUUGUGGAGGGCCGCAGUGUCCAGCGAGGGCAAACCGAGCAGAAGAACGCUAAACUCCUCCUGCACGAUCAGUUGGUCCGACUGGAGAACGAUGUCAUUGAGACCAAGAGGAAACGGAGCUUCCCCGGAUCCAACACGCCUCUUGAUCGCCUGUCAAUCAGCACCAUGGAUCCCAAAAGCAACAAGCAGAGGAAGGCCGUUGAGUUGCCAAGGCGACGAGUCAGCGUUCCGAUUGACCGGAUUGGUGUAGGCCGUCUUCCCAGCAGCCGAGGAUAGACUCCGCCUCUGACCACGCCCCGAUACACAGAGGGUAAUAUCGCAGGUAGAUGAUAUGCAUGAUAAGCACACCAGCCAACACAACUCACUAACCACUGAACGAUCUCCGCGUUCUCAACACACUUUUAAUCAUCGCUGCCCCAGAGCUGUUCUUUCUCACUGAAUACUGAUUUAGGCCUUCAAUAUCCAUUCAAACUGUUUAUUUCCAGUUCUAACUCAUUUUAUAAAUUCAACAUCUAAACUGUAUUGCUUUCAUGAAAUGAGUUCCGUUUAUGUCAGAAGCAUUAGCCAAUCAGAGAGGAAUCUGCUCAUGGCUUCCAUUGCACAUCACAAUAUUUACUCCAGUGCCUCACGACUUCUCGCUUGCUGUAAAAUACAUAACUAUUCUCAUUUUCUCACUUUGACUGGAGGCUGU
This is a messenger RNA of Sinocyclocheilus anshuiensis, 935 nucleotides long. RefSeq names its product osteocrin-like. Bases 134 to 520 code for a protein of 128 amino acids. Gene Ontology annotation, biological process: hormone-mediated signaling pathway. The transcript has 5 exons. NCBI's taxonomy places the organism in Eukaryota, Metazoa, Chordata, Actinopteri, Cypriniformes, Cyprinidae. The record is from RefSeq and is a predicted model, not a curated record. Gene Ontology annotation, molecular function: signaling receptor binding.